This is a messenger RNA of Lepus europaeus (European hare), 3660 nucleotides long. It is a transcript of the gene CREBL2, whose product is annotated as cAMP responsive element binding protein like 2. Gene Ontology annotation, cellular component: nucleus. The record is from RefSeq and is a predicted model, not a curated record. Lineage: Eukaryota; Metazoa; Chordata; Mammalia; Lagomorpha; Leporidae. Gene Ontology annotation, molecular function: DNA-binding transcription factor activity. The transcript has 4 exons. Bases 278 to 640 code for a protein of 120 amino acids. Gene Ontology annotation, biological process: regulation of DNA-templated transcription.
GUCUGUAAACACACCCAGAGACUGUCAUGGAGGGGGAGGAGGAGGCGGCGGCGGCGAGGGGAGGCGUUUUGGGCCGCCUCCAGGGUCCGCUCUGCCAUUCCUGAUCUGGUCCCUCGUCCCCGUGACUGUGGCAUCAGGGAAACGAACUGUUAGGCGAGAGGAGGAGGCAGUCAGAACCAUAUCCCCUUCUUCCCCGGGGCGGGGGCCGGGCCGAGCCGGCUGAGCCGGGGGAGGGCCGGGGGAGGGCGCGCCUGGCCGGGCCGGCCUGUCUGCCGAGAUGGAUGACAGUAAGGUGGUUGGAGGCAAAGUAAAGAAGCCUGGUAAACGUGGUCGGAAACCAGCCAAAAUUGACUUGAAAGCAAAACUUGAGAGGAGCCGGCAGAGUGCGAGAGAAUGCCGGGCCAGGAAAAAGUUGAGAUACCAGUAUUUGGAAGAGUUGGUGUCCAGUCGAGAAAGAGCUAUAUGUGCCCUCAGAGAGGAACUGGAAAUGUACAAGCAGUGGUGCAUGGCAAUGGACCAAGGAAAGAUCCCUUCUGAAAUCAAGGCCCUGCUCACUGGAGAAGAGCAGAGCAAAUCUCAGCAGAGCUCAAGCAGGCACAGCAAGGCUGGGAAGGCAGAUGCUAACAGCAGCUCCUGGUGAAGAUCAGAUGAAACGAUGAAUCAGCGACUGAAGCCAACAUUCUGACUCCUGUGGAGGAGGAAUGGACGAGAUUGUACUUCUCGGCUCUAUUUACUACCUACCGCUCAGUAGUCAUCUCUGUAAAUCUGCAGUUUCCACCAAAAUAUGUGAUCCUAGAUCUCAAAGGAGCUUGCUUCGACUUGGCAACACUUAGAAAAUUUAUAAGCAUUCAGACGUGUUCUGGUUGGUAUUGUCACCCAUGACAUUUAACAUGUUGUAAUGCUUGAGAUCACAGUAGAGAAAAAUGGGUGAAGAUUGUAUUUUUGCACCUUAACUCCACAUCGCUUUGUUGGUUAAUUUAUAUUCUUUCCAUGUACUUGUAUGUGUGUAUGUGUUCAGUUGUCACCAUCUUUCAUGUUUUUGAUUGCCCUGAAAAGAGAAACCCAGUGGGCUGGUUACUGACUGUAAGUCCUCAGCUUUUAUGGACCUAAUCUUACUUCUUUAUAUUUACUUGAGUAAUGUUUAUUUCCUGCAUGAACCAUGAUUUCUCCUGUGAGCCAUUCCAGCAUAAGCUGUGAAUAUGUAUUAACAUAUAUAGAGACAUUUCUAUUUUUAUAAUCCACAAUGACAUGCCUGUUUUAAAUAACAUACAUGUUAAAACCCAUCAGGAAAAUCCUCAAGACAGCUUCUAUUUAAAACCUUUGUUGCUGUCUUCUCAAACUAUAUUUAUAAAUGUUUGUUAGGGCCAAAUCCACACUUGGAGAUGAACUAGUCACAAUUCUAUUUUUAAGCAAGAAAUAACCUUUCAGGCAUUUCAGCAGCAUAUAUUUUCUUGACACUCUAGAAUACGUGUGUGUGGAUGUAUAUUUCUGUUGUCUACAUGUGUACGUGGGGAGGACAGGAGUGAAUGUUCACAUGGUUUCUUGUAUACUCAACUGAAUUAGAUUUUUUUUUUUUUUCCUGAAGAAAAUAGGAUGAAACUAGCUGCUGAGACUGAGUGUCUGCCUUGCAAUCUGGAACAAAACAAGGGACAAAUUGCUGGUAGACGUAAUGGUGAUAGCCACAACCAGAACACUGAGUGUCUUCCCUUAGGAACAUAUUCUGAGCCAGAAAGAAACACACUGGGCAGGGGUCAGGCUGAGCCCCGGCUGUGCCCACUGUGGAGUGACACACUGGGGCCACAGUUGUGCUUCGACCUGGCAGGAGGUGUGGAAGGACCGAGGAGCUAUUUCCAGUCCCAUCAGAGCUCUGUGUACUUCGUACCUGGCUAGCAGGUGGGGUGAUGGUAGGAGACUCAGGCUCGUCCCAUGAUACACUCAGACAGACUUUCUCCAGGAGACACUUUAGCACUGUCUCUCUUCUCUUUCUCAUCAGGACUUGCGCUGUCACUGCUAAGUUGCACUUGUUCCUCAGUCUAACGAAGCAAGUCUUUGGCUUCCAAACAAGAUGGGUUUUGUUAUAAACUGGCAGUUUCAAAGGAGACUUCUUAGGCUAGAUUGUCAUUGAGGAAAAAGAUGGGAUGGACCACACGGUUUAAGAUGACAAGGUACUCCUUCCCUUCUCAGGCCAUGAGUUUGAACAAGGCGCCUCCCCUUGGCCGGAGUUCCUGAAGACUUGUUGUUCUUAGGUUGCAGACAUGGAUCACCAGGCUAGUCAAGCGUGACUACUGAUAUACCACUAGCCCAGCUUGUUGGGUCUCUGUGUUUUGGGAGAUAGGGCUUUUAAAGAGUAUUUAAUGUCUUUUUAGAUAAAAAUAAAUACAGAUAAAGGAUUGUUGAUGUUCAGGCAUUCAGAUUGUAAUGGGUAUGUUUUUGUCAUCUGGUCUACUCAAUUGUAUAUUUCUAUUCUGUAAAACAACCCAAGACUUACUUUAUAUUGCUUUGUUCAGUACCUUCUGAGUUCCUUGAAAGUUGUUUUCAAAGCAAACAUUCCAAAAUGAAUGUGGCUUUUCAAUGGAAUGUCUCCAUUGUGCUUGAAGUAUUUCUUCUCUGGUUGUAAUUCUAAAUUACAGCAUCAUUUAAGCUUCCUCCCCUCCCCCUGAGUAUCUAUACAAGAGCAGUGACUUUGUCCUCAGGUAAAGGAUCUAUGUAAUUUUGGGUGAAAGUAAAUUACUGUUUAUUUGAGUUUAUUCCUAAACCUAACUAUUGGGUAUUCUGGAGUAGAUCAAACCAAGAGAAAGGUCCUUGGUCUUAAAAAGGAAUGCUUUGGCUGCUUUGGGUUAUUGUGCUGGCUGCGCACUGUGCCACUUUGAAGCAUAUUAAUAAACGCCACUGACGAAAACAGCUGGAGCAUUUCCUUCCCGCUUCCAGUUGGGAGCAGCAUUUGGAAGUCCUGGCAUCUCUCGCAUACCUGCGAUGACACCAGGAACGCUGCCACCGAGUGAGAACAGAGGGUCCGAGAGGACGAAUGAGGUCGGGAGAAGGCACUGUUCUCCUUGCUCUGAGUAAACAGAGAGCUGUGUUCUUUUUCUUGUUUCCCCAAAGAAAGAAAGAUAAAGAAGAAGUAUAUUUGUGUCCAGUCAUAUUGUCAUUAUUUUAGCAUCAGCCUGACCUAUAUUAGAGCGACUGUUUAUAACAUGGAGUAAGUUUGACCAGUUCAAGUUUUAAAAUGUAGUUGAAGUUCUUAAGAAAUGUUUCUAUUUUAUCUGAAAUCUUUCUAUUAUAUGUAAAUCAGAACUAUCUUACUAUAGCAAAUUCAUAUCACUGUUUAUCAGCUAAUCAGCAGUAUUUAUCAGCAUCACCAGUUAGCAUUUUAUCAUCCUUGAAUUAUGGAUAAUUAUAAAAUCUACAGGUUUAAUUAAACUGGACUCACUUUAAAUAUAAAUAAAGACAAAAUUUAAAAACAAAUGUUGAACUAUAUUUCAAGAAAAAGCAUAAAUGUUACGUUUCACAAAAUAAUCAGUUGCAUAUUAUAAUUUUGGUUUUAAAAGGAGGGAGAUUAUUAAACCAUAUGGUAUUUGGGGGCAUUGAAGGAACUUUUCUUUCUCUGAAGAGCAUUGUAUUAUUAUAUUUUUAUGAAAAAUAAAAUAUCUUCACCAGAGA